AUGGACGCUCGAUCACACAUCUGUCUCACGUGUCAGAUCCCGCUGCGAUUGGAUGUGGCGUAUCGAAGCGGUGGCGAAUCGAGCGAGCCCGACAAGAAGAAUGAGAACGAGAUUGUUGAGUCGAUGAGCACGCAGACGAGAAAUUUGAUGAAAUUGAUAUCGGAUGCUCAAACGCCGCAUGAUGCGCCGGUUUGUAAGGAAUGUUCGGAUUCGUUGCUGAAAGAGAUGGAUGCUCGUCUCGCGUUUCUCGACGAAGAAUGCCUAUGCUAUAAAAAGUUUUGCGAUGAAUUGAAGGAAAAUCACUCGAGUUCGAAUCUGGCCGAAAUGAAAACGCAAUUGCAAAAUUUGCAGGAUGAAGAGCUUGCCCUACAAGCGCAAUUGGCGAAAUUGGCAGCCGAAGAAGAGCAAGCCGAUAAGGAAUUGCAGAAACGACGAAAAGAGUAUGAGGAGGCGAAUGAUUAUUCAUCGAGACUAUGGCAAAAAUAUCGCGAUAAUUUGUCGACAUUUCUCGCAAGAGAGGAUGAGCUCAAAAAGUUGUCAUCGGAAGUUUGCUAUGCCGAGCAGCAGCAGAGAAAGCUUGCCGACACCAAUGCGAUCGAUUUGUGCUUUCAUAUAUGGCUUGAAGACAAAAUUGGCGAGAUAAAUGGAUUUCGUCUUGGCACGCUGCCAGAUGUAAAAGUUGAUUGGAUGGAAAUCAACGCAGCGUUCGGACAAGUGGUAUUAUUGAUUGAGGUUCUUUAUGAGCGUUUGGGCAUUCAGCAUCCGGAAUUGGUGCCGGUCUCGAUGGGAAGUCAUUCGGUGAUAAAAAUGCGCAAAAAUGGAAGCGAUGGCGAGACGUUUCCCGUUUAUGGGCAUGGAACACCGUGUUCGGGCAGUAAUCCGCUUGAUGGUGGAAUCAAGAAGGUGUUGAAGCUUGUUGAGUACCUGCAGACCGAAUUGAAGCUGCGAAACGAGAACUUCAAAAUGAUCUACACGAUGGGCUCCGAGGGCUUCAUCGACAAUGGCGUGAAAUACAAAGCGGUGAUGAUAUUGAACAGCGAAGUGCGAUGGACGCGCGCAAUGGCGAUGCUGUUGAUGAAUCUGAAGUGCGCGAGUGAAGAUAUUGGGAUUUCGCCGAUGGUGUCGAGAAGGAACUCGCCGUCACGAAAACGAAGAUCGCUGGCUGAUUGUGCUGAAGAACGGACGACACAGCCUGGGCUCAAGAAUUGGCUAAUUUGGCUCGCAAUCUCGACGACACUUUUUUUCGCCGCACCGCCGCCGCUUUUUGAGGACGUUGACGAAUUUGUGCCAUUUUUUGACAAAAUGGAGCCGAACAAUUUUGUGAGUGCGCCGAAACCGUUUUUCGAUCGACCGAUGGGUCUGCGUUGGCGCGAUGACUCGCGAAUGAUGCAAGAGGUUUCGAAUGCGUACGUGAUGCCGGUGCUCACCGAGCAUCGUUCGGUCUCGCCGUUUGGCGGUCGACGAUUCGCGUCGCCGUCGCGUCCGACGACAUCGUCGAUGGCGACGACGUCAGCGAACAACGACUCGCCGUCGCUUGAGGAUAUCGAUUUGAUCGAUGUACUGUGGCGAAGCGACAUCGCCAUCGAGAAGGGCUCGAGACAUGUCGCGCUGGCCGAUCAAUAUGAGUGCGAUCUGCAGACGCUGACUGAGAAAUCGACGAUAAUGCCGCUGAACGCGAAAGAAAACGCACGAUACGAGGAUUUGUCGAAAGGCUAUUACGAGGACUUCUACACGCCGUUUGCGAAUGGAAAAGUGGCGACGUCGGCGGCGACGCCGACAGACGAUAUUCCCACUGAUGAGGAUCUUGCCGAUCUUCUUGACGAUGUCUCGAAAGAGGAGGGACAACUCAAUCAGCUCGACGCCAACUUUUUCGCCGACACGACUCGUCAACAGCCGGCGCUUUUGCAGAACGUCUCGAUGACGGAUGGGAUUGUCUACAAUCAGAAUAAUAUCACCGAAAUGAACAUGAUUCGCGAUGAGACGACGCAACUCGACGUUUCGGCGAACUUCGACACGUCGCCGACGGCGUGCAGCACGUUGUUCAAUCAGACGGACGCCGAAACGCGUCAGUGGAUUCGAUCGUCCGAGUUCGCGCCGUCGGACGUGUUCCCGCGCGCGAACUACGCGUUUGUGCCGAUGCAAAACGAUUCGGCGCAACAGAUGAUCUCGAACGGCAACGUUUCGUACGAUCACGCGUACGCGAAUCCGGAUCAGUCGAGAAGCGCGUUGCGAUCGAGUCCGAUAUUUGAUCCCUAUCAUUCGACGCGUCAAUCGUUUUCGGAUUGCAACGAUUCGUCAUCGACGUGCUCGCGCCUCUCGUCGGAAUCGCCGAAGCAUUAUAGCGAGUCGUCGACGGACGUUCCGCAGACUCUAUAUCACGGCAAAUUGAUUCCGGCCCAGUCGCCGCCAUCGCCGACGGCGGCGGCGGCGGCGGCAUCGCGAAUUCCGCGAAUUCCGCUAAGCGGUGGUCAUCGCAAACGCGGACGGCAAUCGAAGGACGAGCAGCUCGCGUCGGAGAACAAGCUGCCGGUGACGGCGUGCGAAAUUGCGCAGAUGAGCCUCUCGGAGCUUCAGCGGGUGCUCAAGACGGAACAAUUGACGGAGCACCAGAAGCAGUUGAUUCGCAAGAUUCGCCGACGCGGAAAGAACAAGGUGGCGGCGCGAACGUGCCGACAACGUCGCACCGAUCGUCAUGAUAAGGUGUUCAAACUCAACAUGAACAUGCGCGUUUGA
This is a messenger RNA of Caenorhabditis bovis, 2733 nucleotides long. Lineage: Eukaryota; Metazoa; Nematoda; Chromadorea; Rhabditida; Rhabditidae. The record is from the annotation of a GenBank genome assembly.